Molecule: messenger RNA, 1017 nt
Organism: Macrobrachium nipponense
Lineage: Eukaryota; Metazoa; Arthropoda; Malacostraca; Decapoda; Palaemonidae
Exons: 6
Coding region: 104-757 (217 amino acids)
Cellular component (GO): extracellular region
Molecular function (GO): chitin binding
Source: RefSeq, a predicted model, not a curated record
GAAAGAAGGAAAACUGAAACCAUGCAACCCAGAGAUAGUAUAUAAGAGUGGCAGACUAGAAACAGGCGUCAAUUGUGCUCGGGGAAGAGUGGAGAUACUAACCAUGAUAUCUAUCGUCAUUUUAAGCUUACUGGGUGUGUGCAUUGGAUCACCUUUAGCACAGCAGGCGUAUGAAACUCCUCUUUACAGAGAACCUCCCCAGAAUUUCCAAGAAAGAGAGAGAUAUCCUUCACCGCAGGCCAAUCAAUACAGGGCUGACCCACCAAAGCACCAAAACCGAUAUGAAAAGGAACCUCAGUACGAUGAAGAUGAGGAACAAAAUCUAAAUACUAUUCCAGGUGAACCUGGCAAAGAUUAUCCUGUUCAUGCCUUCAUCCCCAACACCGGGUUCUCAUGCAGUGACCGUUUGCCAGGAUUUUAUGCUGACGACACCGCUCAUUGCCAGGUAUGGCAUUACUGCAAGACAGAUGGGUUGAUGGAGUCCUUCCUCUGCCCCAAUGGAACAAUCUACAACCAGGAAAAUCGCGUUUGCGAGUGGUGGUUCAACGUGAAUUGUGACAAAGCUACCAUAGCUGCACAAGCGAAGGUAAAUGAAGACCUUUACAUCGUUCCUCCACCAUACAAAGGAGAUUUGGAGUAUGAAGUUCCACAGAAAUACUCCGGCCAGGUUGCCCAACGCAGGUACCGCCAAGAGCCCGAGUACCAGGAAGGGGAGGUAGAUAACUAUCCACAGUAUGAAGAACAGCCAAGAUAUUAAUGGCUGAUGAAUUCCGUAAUAUUAAACAUUGUUAUUAGUCUUCAUUGUUAAUAUAGAUUAGUUUGUUAUAUACAGUACCUCAAAAUAUUGUAUUUCUAUAUGGCUAAAAACAUUUAGAAUUUACUGCCUUAUGAUGCAGCAAUAACAUUCACCUGUAAGCUCCUCAUUUAUACAUGUAGAUAAAGCUUUGUACCGUAUUUACAAUUUAUUGUUUGUUGUAACAUUUAUCAUAAAUGUUAAAUAUAUAAAACUGUUCUAAA